AUGAAGCUCUGUUAUGAGCAAGAGCUAAUUCUGAUAAAUAUUUCAUUUUUCCUUCUUUCGGUUCUUCAUUCUUCUUGUCUCUCCCUUGAUAGUAUAUCCCCAAGCCAAUCACUCAGAGAUGGUGACAUUUUGCUCUCCGACAGUGGAACUUUCGCCUUCGGUUUCUUCAGCCCCGGAAAUAAUUCUUCAACGAACCGGUACGUUGGCAUAUGGUAUCAUAAAUUCUCCAACCAAACCGUUGUGUGGGUGGCUAAUAGACAAAAUCCUCUUAAUGAUACUUCUGGAGCUUUGUCUAUUGAUACUCAUGGAAACAUUGUUCUCCUUCACAAUGAUAUAUAUUCGAACCAAACUCCUAUUUGGUCUUCCAACAUUUCAAACACAUCUUCUCGUGACUCCUUUGCUAAGCUUCAAGACUCAGGAAACUUGGUUUUGAUAACAAGAAAUGGUGGAAUAACGAAAGUUCUGUGGCAGAGUUUGGAUUAUCCCAGUGACACUUUGCUUCCGUUCAUGAAAAUCGGAGUGGAUCGGAGAACCGGUUUCAAUAUGUUCCUCACGUCAUGGAAAUCCCCAGAUGACCCAGGGUUGGGGAGCGUGAGCCAUAGGAUCGACCCAACAGGCUAUCCUCAGUCAUUCAUAUAUAGAAACGGUGCUCCAUUUUGGCGGGGCGGGUCUUGGACGGGUCAAGGAUUGAGUGGUGUACCUGAAAUGAUACCAAACUUCAAUUUCCAAGUAAGAUUUAUUGACAAUGCUAGCGAAGUUGUCGUGAUGACCCAACUCAUGGAACCUUCCAUGUUCUUAAGAAUGGUGCUUGACAACAUGGGCCAUGAGACAUGGACUAUUUGGCAACCUAAUGGGCAAAAAUGGUUGCAGAUAUGGUACGGUCCGAAGGAGGACUGUGACUACUAUCGACGAUGCGGGUCAAAUAGUAAGUGUGACCCGUAUAACGAGGACAAGUUUGAGUGUGUGUGCUUGCCCGGAUUCGAACCCGUGAACCCGCAAGAGUGGAACAUGAGAAACGGGUCGAGUGGGUGUGUGAGGAAGAAGAACAUGUCCAUGUGUCAAAGUGGGGAUGGGUUUGUGAAGGUGGCAAGUGUGAAGGUUCCAGAUACGUCAAAAGCACGUGUGAAUAAGAGUGAGACUAUGAGCUUAAAAGGGUGUGAAGAGAUGUGCUUAAGGGAUUGUUUAUGUGUAGCGUAUACGAGUGCAGAUGUGGUCUCACAAAGUGGGUGCUUGACGUGGCAUGCUGAUAUGGAAGAUAUUAGGACUUACCAAGGCCAAGGACAAGAUUUAUACGUGCGCGUGGAUGCAUCUGAAUUAGGAAAAUAUGAAAGCAAGCCUUAUGGUUCACUUGGAAAGAAGGGGAUGGUGACACUCGUAGUCGUUUCUACGUGCCUGAUACUCUUGGUUAUUGUUUUUGCGUAUUGGUUUGUAUGGAACAAGAAACGAGUACAAAGUAGGCAUAUCGAACAUGUUUUUGCUGGACAUCAGAACAAUGAUUCAGAUUUACCAUUAUUUGAUCUAAGUGACAUAAUAGCAGCAACAGACAAUUUCUCAGAGACUAACAAGCUUGGACAAGGCGGUUUUGGUUCUGUUUAUAAGGGUCUACUCAACGAUGAAAUGACAAUAGCAGUGAAGAGGCUGUCAAAGUAUUCUGGACAAGGCAUUGAAGAAUUCAAAAAUGAGGUUUCUAUAAUUGCAAAGCUCCAACAUAGAAAUCUUGUCAAGAUUUUAGGUUAUUGCAUACAUGGAGAAGAGAAGAUGUUGAUCUAUGAAUAUCUGCCAAACAAAAGCUUGGACUCUUUUCUUUUUGAUCAAGCAAAAAAGGUACUCUUAGAUUGGACGAAAAGAUUUGAUAUCAUUUGUGGAGUUGCCAGAGAAAUGUUAUACCUUCAUCAAGAUUCAAGAUUAAGAAUAAUUCAUCGAGACUUAAAAGCCAGCAAUAUCUUAUUAGAUUCUACAUUGAAUCCAAAAAUUGCAGAUUUUGGUAUGGCUAAAAUGUUCGAUGGAGAUCAAAUUGAAGGAAACACAAACCGCAUCGUGGGAACCUAAUUUGGGACCUGUGGAGAGAAAGUAGAGCUAUGGAGAUCGUUGAUCCAUCAUUAAUAGGAGAAACAUGCCUUGAGGAUGAAGUUUUGAAAUGCAUCCAAAUUGGGCUUUUAUGCGUGCAAGAAUAUGCAUCUGAGAGGCCCACAAUGUUAGAAGUUGUUUCCAUGUUAGAUAAUGACUUAACUCUUCAUCCUCCAAAACAACCUGCCUUCAUUUUCAAGAAAAGUAAUCGUGAUUGUUCAAAUCCUGAAGGCGUUGAUUCUGUAAAUGAGAUGAGUAUUACUGUGGUUGAAGCUCGCUAAAGGCCUUGACACUCUUGUAUGGUAUAUGAAUGCUCUUAUAAUGCUACCAGUUAAUACUUGCCAAGUGAAUAAUUUUAUCUGGCAAAAAAAAAAAGAAUAAUUU
This is a messenger RNA of Prosopis cineraria, 2451 nucleotides long. Its product is annotated as G-type lectin S-receptor-like serine/threonine-protein kinase At1g11410. Gene Ontology annotation, molecular function: protein kinase activity; ATP binding. The record is from RefSeq and is a predicted model, not a curated record. Bases 1 to 2049 code for a protein of 682 amino acids. Gene Ontology annotation, biological process: recognition of pollen; protein phosphorylation. The transcript is spliced from 6 exons. NCBI's taxonomy places the organism in Eukaryota, Viridiplantae, Streptophyta, Magnoliopsida, Fabales, Fabaceae.